Nerophis ophidion (straightnose pipefish) is the source of this 6189-nucleotide messenger RNA. RefSeq names its product gap junction protein alpha 4 (gene gja4). The coding region runs from base 99 to 1124 and encodes 341 amino acids. Lineage: Eukaryota; Metazoa; Chordata; Actinopteri; Syngnathiformes; Syngnathidae. Gene Ontology annotation, biological process: cell communication. The transcript is spliced from 2 exons. The record is from RefSeq and is a predicted model, not a curated record. Gene Ontology annotation, cellular component: connexin complex.
CAUGAAAUCUUUUUAAAGAAGGAAAGUAAGAUUGAGAGCAGCACCGGAGGAGCAAAGAAGGAGAGACACAACUUCUACGCCAGAGAAAGGAGCAGAGGAUGUCCAGAGCUGACUGGUCCUUCCUGGAGCACCUGCUGGAGGAGGGCCAGGAGUACUCGACAGGCAUCGGUCGCAUCUGGCUUACCGUCCUAUUCCUGUUUCGCAUGCUGGUGCUCGGCGCAGCGGCCGAGUCCGCCUGGGACGACGAGCAAGCCGACUUCGUCUGCAACACGCGGCAACCGGGCUGCACCGCCGUCUGCUACGACAAAGCUUUCCCCAUCUCGCACUUCCGCUACUUCGUACUGCAGGUCAUCUUCGUCUCCACGCCCACCAUCUUUUACUUUGGAUACGUGGCUGUAAGGUCGGGGAAGGAGAGGCGGGCGGAGGAUGCUCCUGAGGAUAAGCACGAACAGGAGCAUGCCAAAAAAGGGAGCGCGGCCGUGAAGAGUUCAGCAGAAGCUCCGAAACUGAAAGGAAAGCUUCUGUGCGCCUACACGUUCAGUAUCCUCUUGAAGGUUCUCCUCGAGGUCGGCUUCAUGGUGGGCCUGUGGAUCCUCUAUGAUGGCUUCCUCAUCGACGCAAAGUUCGAGUGCGUAGGCUUCCCCUGCCCUCACACGGUGGACUGCUUCGUCUCCCGCCCUACGGAGAAGACCAUCUUCACCAUCUACACUCAGGCCAUUGCCGCCAUCUCUUUGCUCCUCAACCUCGUCGAGCUCCUCCACCUGCUUCAGCUCGCCAUUUCUCAACAUCUGGAGAAGCGGUACCAAAGAGAAGCGUAUCCGCCACGCCUGGAUCGGGCGGCCGCCGGACCGGAGACGCUGGAGCUCGGAGAAGUGCCUCUGGAGUCUUACAGUGGGAGUCUGCCAGUGCCGAGCGAGGCGACAGGCUACACUAUCAACCACUGUGAGAGCUUUGGGGAUCUGGACCCUACGGUCAACUGGGCGCCCACAGAGGCCGGGAGUGACGUGCUUCCCAGCUAUAGGCACUGCAUGGAGGCUAUCAGGACAUCACGGCCAACGAGAAACCACUAUAGACCCAACAAGAACAACCACAAGGGGCUUUCAAAGCAGAAACACUACGUCUGACCAAGGAUUGUUAAUCUUGUACACUGGAGUAACAAAUAUCCUCGGUGGUGUCAAACGGUACUCUACCAGUGCCGAGCGAGGCGACAGAUGACUCAACCAACCGCUGUGAGAGCUUUGGGGAUCUGGACCCUACGGUCAACGGGGCGCCCACAGAGGCUGGGAGUGACGUGCUUCCCAGCUGUAGGCACUGCAUGGAGGCUAUCAGGACAUCGAGGAACCACUAUAUACACAACAAAAACAACCACAAGGGGCCUUCAAAGCAGAAGCACUACAUCUGACCAAGGAUUGUUGAUCUUGUGCACUGGAGUUAAAAAUAUCCCCGGCAGGUCAAACGGUACAUAAGUCUGGUUUUUGCAGGGUUGGAUCCUCGGCCAGGGACGUCCAAAAAGAGCCCGGGCAAACCCUGUUAAGACAAAGGCCAACAAGAAAACAAGAAUCAGCAUUUUGGGGUGCAUAGUGUCCCAAGUGUUGGCAUGUUGGCCACUCAGUCGGAAAAUCUAGGGUCCAGAUGUCGGUUUGUGCAUCUCUGCGAGGUUUGCGUGCGUACGUGGGUUCUCUCCGGGUACUCUGGCUUCCUCCCACAUUCCAGAAACACCUUUGGUAAAUUGGGGACUUUCAAUUGUCCAUAGGUGUGAAUGUUGGUUUAGUCACUCCAGGAAUUUCAACAAAUUCAACAAAUCCCCCGUGAAUUAUCUAGAGCAGGGGUGGGCAUUACGUCGAUCGCGAUCGACUGGUCGAUCUCGGAGGGUGUGUCAGUCGAUCUCAAGCCAGGCAUUAAAAAAUAGACAUAAAAAUGAGCAAUCAUCAAUCAUACCAAGACUUCACUUUCGUCAGUUGUUUGACAUUCUCGGCACCCGAGGAUCUUGUGAGAUGACGCUGGCUGCUGCGAGCUCAUAUUUAAGAAAAAAAUCACUAACAGGGCGGACGCAGAGAAACACAUUUUAUUUCUAGAGACUCCGUACCUACUGUCCAAACUCUAAAGACUGACUGCACAGUUCCUGUCUUCACCAUAAAAGACCUGUUUCAUCCUGCCUGUGCUAACAAAAUAAGAGUCUCAGAGAGCUAGCAAGCUACGGAGUUUGAUGCCAAUGUAUUUCUCCCCCGCCCUCAGCGACCGCUUUCUCACUUGCUUACCCACCCGCACACUCACUGACGUCACUCGCCUGCUGCCAGACAUUAAAGGGCCACACACAUAUGCUACUCUCAUAACAAAGUGUUUAAAAACGAGUAUGCAAGUUGGACAAAUGAGAUGCCAAAUCCAACCACUUUCAUGUGGUAUUGGACAGAAAGGAGGACUUUUUUUUUCCUCCAUUUGAAAAUGCGGACGUUAUCAGCACCACUGUCUAAUUCCAAUCAAUGCAAGUCAUCAGAGUCAGGUAAUACACCAACUUAUAUUCCUGUCUUCAUGAAAGAAAGGAAUCUAUGUGUGUUAAACAUGCUUGUAUUAUCAUUAAAAUCCAUUAACUUGUUAACAAAAAUGUCUCUUUCAUAAAUAAAUAAAUAUAAAUUAUGAAUAGGAAUGAGGUAGAGCUCCUCGACUUGGUCAAUUGAAAAGUAGCUCACCUGCAGAAAAAGUGUGAGCGCCCCUGAUCUAGAGCCUCGCAACUUCCCCACAAAUCUUGGCCAAUCAGUGUUGUUUUUGUCUCUGAGCGGCAAUAAUCUUAAAAUCUCAAUUUAGGCUUACUUCUUGUGGGGACGGAGCAGGGAAUAUAACGUAUAACAAUUGAUAUCCACCCGCGUAGCUAAGACCUAGACCCUGUUCCUGUCUGCAACACUAAGCCUUCUGGGUAAUGUAGUAUACAAACAUCAAGUGUAAAACAUACACCGAUAAUGUCUGCAACUUGUGGAAGACGGAGCAGACAGCGAACAAUAAGGAAGGGUUUCUUUCUGUAAUCAUAAUUAUUGCUAUUAUUGGUCAUAACUAAUGAAAACCGUACAAUACCGAAUUAUCCGGACUAUAGAGAGCACUGGUGUAUAAGGCGCACUUGGUGACUUUACAUGUACUAGUCGCACCGGACUGAAAGCCAAAUUAAUAUUCACACCGACAAAUUUUGUAGAUGUUUAUUUACAUACAUUAAUAGUUUCUAAACGUUGACUGUAACUCGGCAGUAAAACGGCUGAUCAAACAAAACAGAAGUCAUGGCCAUGGACCUACGAACUGCAGAACCGAGCUCUCCAAUCAGCUAAACUCCACGGUAACGAUUUGGUGAAUUGACAAAAUUGAAACAAUACAAAAAGAAUACCGUUAAGUAAAUAAUACUAACACAGACACUCGUUAUUAGUUCAUGCUAACAACGCUAGCGUCAAUACAUUAUGGUAGCACUUAGAAAAAUGAAUGAAAACAACCUCUACGGACAUCACACACAGGACGGUUCAGUAAGUAAGAAUUGUUUCAGUUUUAUUGUAAAACUUCCAAACGUUGCUUGGAUCCGUAUGGGUAGAAACGCUACGGACGAAUAUAACACGGAACGGCACUUUUACCUCCGGUUGAAAGCACAAAAGAGGAGGAAAUACUGUAGAUAUUCACCAUGCCUGCAUAGCACAAACAAUAGCACACCUUUCAGUGCAUUAUGGCCGUCAGCCAAAAAAAAAAAUCCCUAAAUUAGCCGCGCCGUUUUAUAAGCCGCAGGGUGCAAAGCGUAAGGGUUCAGAGUCCAAAAAAACCCCCGAUAAUUUAACAAGUGUCUACUUUUAAGUCGGUGCUGUAUAAAAACAAGUAAAACAUCAUUAUUUUAGAAAGAACACAUAAAAAAUGGGUAACCUACAGUCGUGGUCAAAAGUUCAAUGUCAUGGCUGUCUUGAGUUUCCAAUCAUUUCUACAACUUUUAUUUUUUUGUGAUAGAGAGAGUGGAGCACAUACUUGUUGCUCACAAAAACAUUCAUGAAGUUUAGGUUUGUUUUAUGAAUUGAUUAUUUGUCUAGUGAAAAAUGCGACCAGUUUAGCUGAAUGUGUUGGUUUUCUGACAUGGACUUGUUUCUUCAGCAUUGUCCACAUGUUUAAAUCAGGACUUUUCGUAGGCCAUUCUAAAACCUUAAUUGUAGGCCAUUCUAAAACCUUAAUUGUACCACUUUUCAGGUGUGUUGGGGGUCAUUGUCCUGUUGGAACACCCAACUGCGCCCAAGACUCAAUGAUGACCCUGACGCUUUUAGCUUGUCCUGAAGAAUUUGGAGCUACUCCUCCUUUUUAGUUUUCCCAUUUACUCUCUGUAAAGCAGCAGUUCCAUUGCCAAGCAAAAAAGGCCCAGAGAAUAAUACUACCACCACCAUGCUUGACGGUAGGUGUGGUGUUCCUGGGAUUAAAGGCCUCACCUUUUCUCCUCCAAACAUAUUGCUGAGCUCAAUUUUUCUUUCAUCUGACAUCACAUGGACAAAGAUAAGACCUUCUGGAGGAAAGUUCUGUGGUCAGAUGAAAAACAUUUGAGCUGAGAUGUGGACAAUGCUGAAGAAACAAGUCCAUGUCAAAAAAAUGUCAUGGUUGUCUUGAGUUUCCAAUAAUCUCUACAACUCUUAUUUUUUUGUGAUGUUGUGAUUGAAGCACAUUCUUGUUGCUUACAAAAAAAAACCAUUAAGUUUUGUUCUUUUAUGAAUUUAUUAUGGCUCUUGUCCAGGGUGUACCCUGCCUUCCGCCCGAUUGUAGCUGAGAUAGGCGCCAGCGCCCCCCGCGACCCCAAAAGGGAAUAAGCGGUAGAAAAUGGAUGGAUGGAUGGAAAAUGUGAGGGUCAAAAGUAUACAUACAGUAAUGUUAAUAUUUGGCAAGUUUCACUGUCAUCCACAAGCUUCUGCUUGAAUUUUUGACCACUCCUCUUGACAAAAUUGGUGGGAUUAAAGGCCUCACCUUUUCUCUUUGGGUAUUUUGGCCAAACUGCAACAUUUUUGUUUCAUCUGACAUCACAUUGACAAAGAUAAGACCUUCUGGAGGAAAGUUCUAUGCUAAGAUGAAACAAAAAUGGAGCUGUUUGGCCACAAUACCCAGCAAUAUGUAUGAAGGAGAAAAGGUGAGGGCUUUAAUCCCAGGAACAUCAGACCUACCGUCAAGCAUGGUGGUGGUAGUAUUAUGCUCUGGGCCUGUUUUGCUUGCCAAUGGAACUGCUGCUUUACAGAGAGUAAAUGGGACUAUAAAAAAGGAGGAUAACCUCCAAAUUCUUCAUCAUCAGCCCGGAGUUUGGGUCUAGGGCUCAGUUGGGUGUUCCAACAGGACAAUGAACUCCAAACACAUGUCAAAAGUGGUAAAGGAAUGGAUAAAUCCGACUAGAAUGAAGGUUUUAGAAAGGCCUUCCCGAAGUCCUGACUUAAACGUGUGGACAAUGCUGAAGAAACAAGUCCAUGACAAAAAAAUAAGAGUUGUAGAAAAGACUUAAGACUUAGACGAACUCGACUGAUCCACAAGGGAGAUUAUAUUUAAUAAAUUACAAGUUGAUUCCAUGUCAUUCGGGGAAAAAAAACAACCACGCAUCGUAUCUUUUUCCCCCAAUUUUUUUUUUAAAAAGCUAGCGCAAAAAUCACAAAAAUAGCCCGUGAAAUCCUGGAAGGAGGGUUUGUAGGUCUAGAGCCUGCAGAUCACCCGGGGGCCCCCGUGCGGGCGCAGGCUUUAGACAAGACCCCAUGCCCAAUGAGAGCCGUGAUCAAGCAGAACCAAGGAACAAGAGUCGCACUGUCAACCCGCCGCCUCACAGGCGCCAAAGAAAACCAAUUAACGGACUCCUUCAAGAUGUCAGAAACAAUACCCUAGGGCGGGUACUCUGCUGGUCAUGAGAUAACUUCAAACAAGCGAGCGGAUAUGAACAACAACAACAACCAAAAAACUGUCCCUGGACCUCCUCUCUGCCCACAAGGUGGAAUAUUCCGGUCUCAGCUCAGCUCCCAGGAGGGAUCACGGUCCCCUUUCACCCAGUCACUGGAGUCAGUGGCUUGGAACAGAAGCGUGGGACUCCUGGGGGGCUUUAAGGGGCUUAGGACCACAACAAAAUGAUUCCGUGACUUGGAAAGUGGUACAAAAUAAUAUGUAUUUAUAUUUAUUCUACACCAAAUAAAGUGGUAAGUCACCUGGUCUGGCUGAUGCACCUCA